Molecule: messenger RNA, 912 nt
Organism: Bombus pyrosoma
Lineage: Eukaryota; Metazoa; Arthropoda; Insecta; Hymenoptera; Apidae
Gene: Npc2b
Product: ecdysteroid-regulated 16 kDa protein
Exons: 3
Coding region: 16-621 (201 amino acids)
Biological process (GO): intracellular cholesterol transport
Molecular function (GO): sterol binding
Source: RefSeq, a predicted model, not a curated record
AGUGAACUUUGACGAAUGACCGGCCAUAACGUUACAUCCCGUGGUAACUCUCAGUCGAGAGCCGGAGUUGGACCUGAUAGAAGCGAGCGAGGACGACCGAGACAUAUUUGUCCAGAGAUUCUUCUCCGAGAACGCAACACUUCCACCGAGAUGCUUAGGGGAAUCAUUCUCGUUUUCGUAGCUCUGCUCGUAGUUGCCAGUGCGACCGAAGUCAACAAAUGCGGCACUGGAGAAAAGUUCGAGGAUUCCAAUCAGGUUAAGAUAACCGGUUGCGACGUGCCACCGUGCAAACUGAAGCGCAGGACGAAGGCAGCGGUCGAACAAAAGUUUGUACCCAGCGAGGAUGUCGAGAAUGUAGUAAACUCAGUGAGCGCCGCCGUUGUCGGAGUACCGUUGCCGUUCAUCGGCGUGGACGGGACGAGUGCAUGCGACAACAUUUUCAAAGUAGAUGGAACUCCAGCCGGAUGCUCGCUGAAGAAAGGCGUUGAAUAUAUUUACAAGCGAGAGUUUCCCGUGUUGCAAAUUUAUCCAACGAUUUCUAUGGUUAUACACUACGCGUUAAUGGAUGGAAAUCGCACGGUCGCGUGCUUCGAAGUUCCAGCGAAGAUCACCAAUUACUGAGAAGAGCUAGUCGUUUUUUCUGCGAGGUCGUGUCGAAGUUGCAGAGGUCACGGAGAUGCGCCUUUGUAUCGAAAAUCUAUGUACAAUAAGAUAGACAAGGUGGAAGAGAGAGAAAAAGAGAGAGAGAGAGAGAGAGAGAGAAAAAGAGAGAGUGUGUGUUUGCACGAGAAAACGAUCUCCAUGUAUAGAACGAUUCUCAUGUAGUUAUGUUUAUGGACGAGCUUCAUCAGUAUAUACUGUUUGCGAGUAAUUGUAAUUAUUAAUAAAAACAUUUAUAUAGUUCCGCCGCGA